Messenger RNA from Limulus polyphemus (Atlantic horseshoe crab), 2224 nucleotides. RefSeq lists its product as uncharacterized. NCBI's taxonomy places the organism in Eukaryota, Metazoa, Arthropoda, Merostomata, Xiphosura, Limulidae. Gene Ontology annotation, molecular function: transcription regulator activity. The transcript has 3 exons. The coding region runs from base 437 to 1654 and encodes 405 amino acids. The record is from RefSeq and is a predicted model, not a curated record. Gene Ontology annotation, cellular component: nucleus.
UGACGUCAUGAUAACGUACGUGACAUCUGCAGGAGUUGAUGCAGUUCCCGCCUACUUGAGCAGCAGACGACAUAAUUUCAGUAGACGUUGUGGUUCGUAGUCGUACUUUGUUCUCGUAGAAUCUAGAUUGUUGAGGCUGGUGAGCCAAACAAGAUAACCUGUUUUAACAACGCUUGUUCGUUGCAUUUUCUCUAUCGUUUUAAGUCUUCCUGUUUGGCAUGUUUCAUUUGUGUUGAAAAACAACAACAAAAGCUGCGGACAUUGCAAUUAUAAUUAAGACUCGUUCACGCAUUAUUGUUAUUUUUUUAAAUAUUUACUAUUUUUAGUUGCUAUAAUUAAAUUUGUUUCUACAAAAAUCAGAAAACGCUUUUCAAGAGCAAUAAGCACAGCCACAGGUGGAUGAGGUGGAACCUUUGGCCGAUGAGCCAAGUACAGGAUGACCUUAGUUUUGCCAGCGUUUUGUAGUAACCACCCUCCCAACUCAAACUUAUCUCUAUUUCCCGAGAGUACCACCAUCUCAAGUAUGCCUUGUGGUUUUGACAGCGAACCUUUGGAAUUUGAGUCGGUGUUGUUUUCAGGCGAGUGGCCGUCAUCGUUACGGGACAUGCCCGGGUCAACACAGGACAGUGACUCAUUGAAAACUGCCCCAGGGUCAUCUGGUGGCGACGUAUCUGAAGGCCGAGAGCUGCCCUCUAGUGACAACAAGAGAAAGUUUCCUCGGGUUGAAGAAUUGGGCGUAAAGCGUGCGAAGAAAGAAGACGAUGUUGACAGUUAUGUUGACGUUAAAGAAGAGAAAACAGAUGUUGAUCCGGUUAAUACUGUUCUAGUGUCAGACUUGGAUGUGAAAAGUGUUGGCCAACAGUUAGAACAAGGUCAAGAUGAAGAAAUGCCUAUUGAUGAUCUGUUACUUCCUCCUCGACGGCGUGUGCCACAACUGUGGAGUACACGCAUGCGUUGGAAAGACGAACGGCGAAAGGUAUUAAAGUUGUCGAUGAACAAGUUACGGCGCAUUAAGGAUCCCGAGGCUUCUUUGUGUCGUUCAGUACUCAUCAACAACACCGUCAAAUAUUUGCAACAGGAGAUCCGUGAAGAAAAAAAUGCUGGCCACCGUGUGGUGGGAAGAAACAAUUAUAUCUCAGACUCCAGCCCGUCUUCCGCUUGUGAACCAUUCUCUUCACACCCAACUUCCCGAAGUUGGGCUUUCGAUGCUGAGCCCACUGACGUUAUUCCUCGAAAAUCUCGCAGUGAUUCAGUUUCCUUCUCUCCAAGCAGUAGCGUAGGGGAAGACACGACCAACUACGAUGAAAUAUUCUGUUUGGACGAAGACGUGUUACGAGUUGAUUUUCCCAGUAGACACUCUCAGCCGCAAUCAAACAGCGGAUCCGUUUCUGGUCAGUUAGCUAGCUGUGACUCAGUAGCCUCCUGCACGUGCACCGCCUCAAGCGGCAGCAAUAGCGUAGUUAUUGCAUGUUCCAAACCUCAUUCAUCCAGUCACAAAGGAAAGAAUCUGGACGACUAUAGUUCACGCCGUCAGACAGCUUCUCCCAACCCAUGUGCCACACAAUACCGCAUCAACCAUGAGUCAUACCUCUCCGACGUGUCGGUGCUGGACUCGGUUGUGUAUCAAAGUCUUUUAGCAUCAUUGGAAUCGUGAGAGCAGUGUAACAAUCAGUCUUAAAAUAACGUGUUAAAAUUGUGAUUAUUUGUCAGUUAAUCGGCCGAACAAUACCACGUUGCUACUCCAUUCUAUCCACCAUUCUUCGCCAUAUAAGUAGGCAAGGACAAACAAAUAGCUUCAUGGAGGCAGCCGUAAAGUUGGUUUUGUAUAUUAAUACAUAUAUGUACAUUGUCGUUGGCCUAUUUCCACCACAGAUUUGUCUAGGUGAGUGAAAAGGAGAGAUCAGUCAGGCUGCGGAAUGUGGGUCGCUAGGGGGUACUGACCUGGUUUAUUAAGACCACAACUAAACAACAGCUAUAAGGAAACUGUUCCUAGGCAAGCUGUUCCGUAAACCAAAUGGCCUAGAACAUAUUGACUUUAUCCUCGUACAUUAAACCAGUUUAAUGUCAGCUAGAACUUUCACACCUGGCUGCACACUUCCGGUAUUGAUAAUUAAAUGUUAAUUAAUCCAAUUUAGAGAGGGUUAAUUAGAUGUUUUCAGUUGUUUUUUUUUGUUUCUCAUGUUCAGCUCUUAAAAAUAUAAUAAGUGCCCCCCGACAUAUUUAU